AUGAUUGACGACAUUCUAAUUGGACCAAUCAUUUUACCGGAGACAAUGAAUAGCCCAAGAUUCCUAAAUUUCCUGGAAACGAAUUUUUUGGAUGCUUUAUUGGAGUUACCAUUGGCCUACAGGGCCAGAAUGACUCUGCAAUUGGAUGGUGCUCCGGCACACUUCGCGCUUCUUGUGCGGAAUCAUUUAAAUGCACACUAUUCGUCAUGGAUCGGACGCGGAGGAACAAUCGCUUGGCCACCGCGGUCGCCGGAUUUAACAUCUCUCGAUUUUUUUUUGUGGGGCACACUCAAACGAAGAGUGUAUGUAAAUGUGCCAAAUACACGAAAGGAGUUAGCAGAAAAAAUAAUUCAAGCAGCAAACGAAUUGCGAGAAGACAAGGCAAUGAUCCAGCGCUCUACGCAACAUGUUGCACUAAGAGCAACAGCAUGUCUGCAGAGAGAAGGAGGUCACUUUGAGCAGUUUUUGUAA
Molecule: messenger RNA, 471 nt
Organism: Parnassius mnemosyne (clouded apollo)
Lineage: Eukaryota; Metazoa; Arthropoda; Insecta; Lepidoptera; Papilionidae
Source: the annotation of a GenBank genome assembly